AUGGCAGACAUCAUUCGUCGGAACGCCCAGGGCCACACAGAAGUGAGAACGGGGCUAGGCUGGCGCAAGGUACUCUCCCCGAGCAGGGCGGAAGCGACAACUGCCCAUCUUCCCGUCAUCGACAUCACCGAUAUCACGCACGCGGACCAGACCCGGCGAAGGACUGUCGCAAAGGCAAUAUGCCACGCCGCUUCUAAUGUCGGAUUCUUCUACGUCCAGGGGCACGGCGUGCCUGACGAGGCUGUCACGUCCAUCUUCGCGGAGAGUAAGCGGUUCUUCCACGACCUGACGCUCGACGAGAAGAUGGAGUAUGACACGGAGAGGCAUGCGCACUAUUAUGGGUAUUACCCCAUCAAUUUGGACGAGGGCAUCCCUGCUGGGGCCAAACUGAACGAAGGUAUCAACUACGGGUACGAGGCUUGUUGCGAUCCCGAUGUUGCAUCCGAGCCCAUGCCUGCCAACAGUAACAACGGCGACAACUGGUGGCCGUCAGAGGAACGUCUGCCCGGCUACGAGCGCCAAGUCAAGGGAUAUAUGACGCACAUGCUCAGGCUGAGCCGGUCCCUGCUGCGCAUGUUUGCGCUGGGUCUUUAUCUGGACGAGCAUGCGUUCGACCACCUCGCCACGAAGCCAUAUUCCAUCUUGAAAAUGGCGCAUUAUCCCGGCAAGGGUCAGGGACAGCUCUCUGGCACGGACGCACCAUCAACCAUCCGUCCGCAUACAGACUAUGAGCUUUUGACGAUCCUGCUGCAGGACGACAUCCCUUCACUGGAAGUGUUGUCCAACACCGGACAUUGGAUCCAGGCGGCGCCUAUACCCGGCACUUUUGUCGUCAAUAUUGGAGAUUCGCUGUCCAUGCUCACUAAUGGGCUGUUCGUGUCUACAAUGCACAGGGUGAUUAAUGUGUCGGACCGGGCUCGAUAUUCUGUGCCGUUCUUCCUGGGUGCAAAUCAGGACGCGGAGUUAAAGGCCUUGGACAAAUUCGUGAGCACUGAGAAUCCUGUAAAGUUCCAGCCCAUCAUGUCGGGGGAAUAUAUUCGGCGGUCACUGCAGGCUGUUUACUCCAAGCCGGAUGUGGAAAUCAUCAAGGACACGAUCGAAGUGCGUGGAUAG
This is a messenger RNA of Cladophialophora yegresii CBS 114405, 1113 nucleotides long. RefSeq lists its product as uncharacterized. The coding region runs from base 1 to 1113 and encodes 370 amino acids. The transcript has 3 exons. The record is from RefSeq and is a predicted model, not a curated record. NCBI's taxonomy places the organism in Eukaryota, Fungi, Ascomycota, Eurotiomycetes, Chaetothyriales, Herpotrichiellaceae. Gene Ontology annotation, molecular function: dioxygenase activity.